Molecule: messenger RNA, 543 nt
Organism: Camelina sativa (false flax)
Lineage: Eukaryota; Viridiplantae; Streptophyta; Magnoliopsida; Brassicales; Brassicaceae
Source: RefSeq, a predicted model, not a curated record
AUGGUUGUGUCCAAGUGGUCUCCGAUUACUGAAAGGGCUCUACCGGAGGAAAAGUCCAUCCCAUUAUGGGUUCAUCUGAAGAAAGUUCCCUUGCAUAUGUACUCAUUGGAAGGGCUCAGUUUUAUUGCCAGUGCGGUAGGUACUCCGGUCCGGUUGCACCCUGAAACACGGGCCUGCUCAAACUUUGAUGUGGCAAAAGUCUUUGUCAAUGCGGAUCUAACAAAAGUGCCUCCUACAAGCAUCUGCUACUCGAAAUCUGGUACAGACUUCUCUGUUAAUUUCCACUAUCCAUGGUUGCCGCCUAGACGCUCUGUUUGUGAGAAGUGGGGUCAUCUGGCAGCUCGAUGUGUGGUUAAUAAAGAUCCUGCGGUCAUCACGCCUCCUGGAUUAAUUCAAACACAGGUGGGAGAGCCAGAGGUUACUCCACCUUCCGCUGUUUCAGCUGUUGUGAUAUCGGACCAACCUACUGGCUCUGCUUCACCUAUGGGGAAACAACUAUCACUAGAGGUCACAGAUAAGAGGGUCUGUGCUACUGUUGCUUAG